Ceratosolen solmsi marchali is the source of this 2942-nucleotide messenger RNA. RefSeq lists its product as uncharacterized. NCBI's taxonomy places the organism in Eukaryota, Metazoa, Arthropoda, Insecta, Hymenoptera, Agaonidae. The transcript is spliced from 6 exons. The record is from RefSeq and is a predicted model, not a curated record. Bases 1 to 2859 code for a protein of 952 amino acids.
AUGGCGAUUGUAUUUCCAGAUAAAACUGUACAAUUUGAUGAUGUGCCAACUGUCAAUGAAAGAAUGACAGCAGAUAUUACAUUACGUUCAGAUAGUAUAACUAUUAAAGCAAAUUCUUGCGAUUCUAGUGCUCAAUGUAAUACGGAAUCCACAUCUAUGGAAUCUAAAAGUAAGGAGCGCUCGACAGAAACUUAUGAACAAGGAUAUUCACAAAGUGAAGCUAAAAAUAUGGUCGCACGGAUGAACAAACCUGAUAUUUGGGAUACAUUACUGGCGCUGGAACAAGAAUUAUCACCAGUUGAAAAGAAUGAACAAAGUUUUACAGAAUGCUUUCAAGAUUACCCUCAAAUACUUAACAGAUUAUCUCAACAAUUUAGAAAAACACCAACAAGAUUUACAGAAAAGUUAGUAUCUAUAAUCGAAGAUUCUGUCAUAUCAGAAUCUCCAACAAAGCAGGUUUUGCACGAAAACUCUGGAAUUAGUUUAAAUAGAAUGACUGGAGAAUUUCGCAAACUAUGCAAAUUUAUUGAAGACGAAUCAAUGCCAGAAUUAGCUCCAUCAUUAAUGAAUAUGACUGGUUCAUGUUCAGAAAACAAUCUAACGCCCUGUGAAAAGAACAGUAACGUUUCUAGCGUUGCUUCAAAAAACAUGUUAAGGUGUAUUAAUGAUACAUCGACUCGUGUGUGUACACCAAAAAUGCUUAAAUGUCUUUUAACACCAAAAAAUAAAAUUACAUCUAAUGUUAAUAGUCCUAUUAAUCGAUUUACACCUACUGCAGAUAAGUCUUUCGAAUAUUGGGAAUCAGUUUGUAAUAUCAUGUGUGAAAGCCAAUUAAAUAUAAAAAAAAAUAAUAGAAAAAGUUUGUGUACGGCAGAAUUUUCAAACCGAAGUAUGAGUGAAAUGUUGACGAUUUGUGAACGCCAAAUGGCUUCUUUAGACGAUAGCGCUAUUGAUAUUAGAAGUUCCGAGCCUUGUAAGAAGACAGACAGCGAUUUAAAAGUACCAGUUCAAACGCCAAGAUCUAAGUCUGAGUCUACAAUUCUUUUGACUAUCAAUGACAAAAUGAAGAAAUCAGUUCAAAAAUUAAAAAAUGAAAAAAUAAAUAAUGAAACAAUUUCUAAUAAUGACAAUGAAUUAGUCAGUGAAGAUAAAUGCACAGAGAUAAAUGAGACAUUAAUUUUUGAUAAUGAAUCUCAAUUAUUGAGUAACAAUGAUUUAGAACAAAAUACAAAGCUAUAUCAGGAGUUCGAGUUAUUAAAAGAAUUGAAAAAUUCACAGAAAAGUGAUCAAGAAACUUUUGAAAAGGACUUUGAAUUAUUAUAUAGUCCAGAGAAUAAACAAGUAAGUGUAGAGAAUUCAUAUGAUGACAAUGAACAAGAUUGUUCAUUACUGAUUGAAUUGGCUAAGAGACGACAGAGAUGUUUGAAUACUGCGAAAUUGAUGCUGGAAAUUAAUAAAGAAGAUCCCAUUUCUAGCGAGGACAGCAAAUGCUUAGAAACAUUGUACAAAUUAGGUAUUCAAGAUAAGACUUUUGACGAAGUUGAAGACGAUACAAAAUUUUUAAACACUUUAAGCGAAUGUAUAGAUUAUCAUAAUUAUAUUAGUGUAAAAAGCCAACCAAUAAUAAAUAUGCUUAAUGAAUUAAAUUCUCCAAAUAAUUUAAAGAAUAAAGCUGCAUUACCAAUGAAAUCUAAAGAGCCAUUACCUUCGUCGAAGGUCCCAAAUUGGAAGUUAAAAAGUCAACAAAAAGUUGCGACGUCAAAAUCAUCCUUAGAGUCGAAAAAUAUUUUAAAAAAUGUGCCAAAUAAGAAAACCAUAAAUAAAUUGCCAAUGAAAUCCACUCCAAAACUAACUCCAAGAGUGGAAAAAAAAGCUUCGCAUUCGUCACAUUUACAACAAAGGAAAGAAUUAAAAAAAAAUGAAAAAAUCACUGCUUUAACGGAUUCACAAAAAAAUAAAGUAAUUUCUAAAGAAUCACAAAAAACACCGGCUAGAACAAUUAUGCAACAUGACAAAAAACGCUUACAAGUGCAAAUUCCAGAGAAAAUAAGUCAAAUAAAAGUGACGACUAAACUUUCAACCAAAGUUCCUCAAUCUGAUAAAAAAUCUCAUACUCAAUCGAAGAAAUCGACGUUCGAUGCUGACUUACUCGAAGUAGUUCCGCAAUCGGAUAAACAGAAAGUCGUAUCUAAAACAACAUCAAACCUUACUGCCACAGAAAGCGAUAACACCAACAAACGUCCUGCAAUUCAUGAAAAUAUUCCAAACGAGGCUUCACAGUUACCAAAAGUCAAACUUUUCAUCACUCCCGGUAAAAGUCCAAAGGUUUCGACGUUGGGUAGAAAGAAGCCGCCGAUGUAUUUCUUAGACACAGCCUCGAAGGCAAUUACACCAGUGAAAGCUGAUUAUGAUAACGUCAAGUCCCCAAUCGGCUUAUACAUAAAUGGGACUGACACCAGUUUGAUUCGGAAUAUUCAUGCUCGAGUCAAUGAUCGUCUACUUACGCCCAUAUCGAACAGAAACGAUAAGAGCCCUAAACUAAAGUUUACGCUUUCUUCGAAAGAAAAUAAAUCUCCUGCUAUAAACUGCAGUGAAAAUAUUGUUUUACCAAUAGUUAGAUAUCAACCAGCUAAACAAGUUCAUUUGAUUAAUGAUAAGUCAUCCUAUUCGCCGAGUUCAUUACCGCCCAACUCGAAAAUAAAAAAAUUACUCGAACCUAUAGAAAAUACAGUUAUUAUUAAACACGAAGGACGCAUUAUAGAUUGUAAUUCCAAACCUGACUGUUUCAAUUCCGAAAUGUCUAUACGUGUACAAAAAAUGGCUGAAAAAGCAACACCCAUUCGAAAAAAAUGUGCGUAAUGCGACGAAAAUUGUGAUCAACUAUUUAUAUUUCAUACGUGAAAAUAGACAAUUGAAGUAUUAUUUAAAUAGUGAAGAAUUUA